AUGGAUGUCCUUGCCUUUAGCAUAGAGAAGGAGCUUCUUUUUAUUUUGUUGUCCUCUUCGUAUUGGCUUUCGUUGCCAUCGGCCAUAGAAACACCCGAAACAUUGGCCAGUAUAGAUGCUGAUAUAAGCGUUGAUGCUGCAUUGAACGAGAAAUCGGAGUUAACACGUCUUCCUCGUGGUUAUGGAUUUGGAAGACGCGGUUACGGAGGCUACGGUGGUUAUGGUGGUCGUGGUUUUGGAGGCCUUGGUGGUUAUGGACGUCCCUUUGGUGGUGGAUUUGGUGGGUCGUACUCGAAUGCUUAUGCCAGUGCCGGUUCCAGUUCGUAUGGUUUUGGAAAAUAA
This is a messenger RNA of Musca domestica (house fly), 342 nucleotides long. Its product is annotated as protein suex-1-like. The coding region runs from base 1 to 342 and encodes 113 amino acids. The record is from RefSeq and is a predicted model, not a curated record. Lineage: Eukaryota; Metazoa; Arthropoda; Insecta; Diptera; Muscidae. The transcript has 2 exons.